Messenger RNA from Plodia interpunctella (Indianmeal moth), 667 nucleotides. Its product is annotated as chorion class CA protein ERA.1-like. The record is from RefSeq and is a predicted model, not a curated record. NCBI's taxonomy places the organism in Eukaryota, Metazoa, Arthropoda, Insecta, Lepidoptera, Pyralidae. Gene Ontology annotation, molecular function: structural constituent of egg chorion. The transcript is spliced from 2 exons. The coding region runs from base 103 to 624 and encodes 173 amino acids. Gene Ontology annotation, cellular component: egg chorion. Gene Ontology annotation, biological process: chorion-containing eggshell formation; multicellular organism development.
UGAAAUAAUUUUAUGAUAUCAGUUGUUCACGUGAACUAGUAUAAAACUAGGAGGAAAAUGUGAAUUAACAUCAUUUACGGAUCAUCCGCCGAAGUAUAAAAAAUGUCAACUUUCACUUUCUUGUUGCUGUGCAUCCAAGCUUGCCUCAUCCAGCAAGCAUUCAGCCAAGCCCUGUAUGGUCUGGGCAGCGGCUACGGUUAUGGUGGAGUUGAGGCGAGCGCUGUUGACGUCAACGCUGUUGGCGGCUACGGCUACAACAAUGGCUUGGCCGGAAUUGGCGGCCUAGGAUUGACUAACGCUGGUGGCUUGGGAUUGGUUAACGCUGGUGGCAUAGGAUUGGCUGGAGCUGGACUCGGCAUCAACUCUGGACUCGGUCUUGGACUUAACGCUGCCGGGCUAGGCGUUUCUGGUCUCGGCGGACUCGGCAUCGCCGGCGGCUACGGCGGCGUGGGUAACGGCGCGCUCGCCGUCGGCGGAGAGCUGCCAGUUGCUGGCACCACGGUCGUCACUGGCGCCGUGCCAGUGCUCGGCGCUGUGAGCUUCAGCGGCAACUUGCCAGCUGCUGGCGCCGUCUCCAUCUCCGGCAACUGCGGAUGCGGUGGUGUUCCGUAUGGAGCUUACUAAACUUCCCAAUACUAAAAUAAACAUUUUCGCAUGCCAUUUUUAA